GCAUCCUACUAAUAGUCAGCGGUUUCUGUGAUCUCUCACUUCUGCUCUGUCUCUCUCUCUCUCUCUAUUAUAUAUAGACGUUUGAGACAUGUUGAGACACAAAUCUUGAAGAGAGAAACACAAGUUUUGGAAAGAUGGCACAAGCAAAUGAAGUCCAAAUUCCAAGGGUGAAACUGGGCAAUCAAGGCCUUGAGGUCUCAAAGUUGGGGUUUGGAUGUAUGGGACUGAGUGGAGCUUACAAUUCUCCUCUCUCUGAUGAGGAUGGAAUCUCAGUAAUAAAGUAUGCUUUCAGUAAGGGAAUCACUUUCUUUGAUACAGCCGACAUUUACGGGCCUCAUACUAAUGAAAUUCUGCUUGGGAAGGCCUUGAAACAAUUGCCAAGAGAGAAAAUUCAAAUAGCCACAAAAUUUGGCAUCGAAAGACUGGUAUUUACUGAUAUGGUCGUGAAUGGUAGUCCCGAAUAUGUUCGCUCAUGCUGUGAGGCUAGCUUGAAGCGCCUUGAUGUGGAAUAUAUUGAUCUGUAUUAUCAACACAGGGUAGACACAAAAGUACCUAUAGAAGAAACUAUUGGUGAACUUAAGAAACUAGUUGAAGAGGGAAAAGUCAAGUAUAUUGGUCUAUCUGAAGCCAGCCCUGACACAAUAAGGAGGGCACAUGCUAUACAUCCAAUCACAGCUCUACAAAUGGAGUGGUCUCUCUGGACACGUGAUAUUGAGGAAGAGAUCAUUCCACUUUGCAGGGAACUUGGAAUUGGAAUAGUUCCAUACAGUCCUCUUGGUCGUGGCUUUUUUGCUGGCAAAGGAGUUGUGGAAAGUUUGGCCACAGAUAGCAGCUUGGCCAAUCAUCCUCGGUUCCAAGGAAAGAAUUUGGACAAGAACAAGACCAUUUAUAGUCAGAUAGAAAGCCUUGCUAGAAUGCAUGAAUGCAAUCCUGCCCAGCUAGCAAUUGCAUGGGUUCUCCAACAAGGGGUUGAUGUUGUACCUAUACCUGAGUGACAGUGAAAAAUAAGUAGCUGAAGUUCUAUCCAAUGCUGUAAUGUUGGAAAAGCUGCAAAGUCCAUGUCCUCCAUUACCCUUCUUAUAAUUUUGUUAACAGAAUAUUUGUCUCAGUUAUACCCUCAUAGUUACUCUCUUCCACUGACAGGAAACUUUGAAUUACAUGGUUAGGAUGAAGAAUGCUAGGUCCAUUCAUUUGUAUUUACAACUUCUGGUUUUAUGCAAUAUCUUCUUCUCUUUCAUUAAGUACGUUAGAAUACUAAUUUGCAAGUUUCCAAUCAUAUUCAUUUAGUACGCAUACAGUAGCUUCAGAUUUAAGAACCCUUCGAAAAUAACUGU
Carya illinoinensis is the source of this 1334-nucleotide messenger RNA. Its product is annotated as probable aldo-keto reductase 1. Gene Ontology annotation, cellular component: cytoplasm. The transcript has 7 exons. The record is from RefSeq and is a predicted model, not a curated record. The coding region runs from base 135 to 995 and encodes 286 amino acids. NCBI's taxonomy places the organism in Eukaryota, Viridiplantae, Streptophyta, Magnoliopsida, Fagales, Juglandaceae.